CGGGUCUGCCUACAGACGCCCGCUCUCUCUCUCGCGCCCCCGCUCUCUGCGCCCGGCUGUCUCCGACCCCGCUCUCUGCGCCCCCGACGCCCCCGCUCUCUCCAACCCCGCCAGCAGCGCCAUCCCCGCCCGCAGCGCCCCCGACGUCCCGGCUGUCGCGCAUGGAAGGUCGCCAUCCCCGCGAUCCUUAUGGAAGCGCCCCGGCUGUCGGCUGCUCCAAGAAAGGAAUUAGCGUCGUGUGGAGGACCCGCCCCGUUCUCUGCGCCCCCGACGCGCCGCCAUCGCAUUCCCCGCGUGGUCUGCUACAAGGAAAGGUCCGCGUGUGGUCCGUUGCCGCCAUUCCCCGCCCCCGCUCUCCUCUCUUGGCUCUCCUCUCUCUGCUGCAGCCGGCGCCCGCCAGGUCCGCGCCCACCAGCCGCAAUCGUCCGCCAUCUCCUCGAGCCUCUUAGUUUUGCGCAAAUCGAGCUGCGCAAAUCGAGCUGCGCAAAUCGGGCCUUCCAUCCAUGGCAGCCGCGCCCCUACAGUCAAAGAUUCGCGGCUGCCUUCCCCCAAUUGCUCCCCCUCCUCUCUCCCUACUUACGUACACCACACCUGCCCCUUCCUUUCUCCAAAUUAGCCGCAGUCCGCGUCCACAACUGUCAUCGGUGCUCUCUCCAAGUGUCGCGCCACUGUGCCGCUGCCGGCGACGAAGAAGGAGCCCCGCUCCCAACCUCCGGUGUGCCGCCCGCAAUUUUCUGCUCACCGCCGGCGUUCCAAGAUUGUUGCAAUAAGGGAUAUCAUACCUCCUGCUGUUGUGUAGCUCACAUUAUUCCAGUCAUUGUCAAUUCUCUCAGAUUGUUGCAAUAAGGGAUAUCAUACCUCCUGCUGUUGUGUAGCUCACAUUAUUCCAGUCAUUGUCAAUUCUCCCAGUUCUUCUAGCAGUAGAACUUUGCUAAUUGAAUCUGCAAAAGUAACUUCGACAGCAAAAAGGUUUUUGUCCCGCGAGAAUGGAAUCUCUAAUUGUAGGCUUGUCUCAUAACAAGCCAAAAAAUUCGGUGGCAACCGCAAUAGUUCGAGAAGACUAUAUUUGCACGCAAGGUGAUCUUGCUCUCAUCGAUUUUAUUAAGGAAAUCCCUUGUGAACCAAGGGUAGAAGUCGUGCUUAUUGAUGAUGCCUUUGUUGAAAGGAAAUGGAUGGAGUGUUUAUUUCAGCCGAACGCAUAUUUAGGUGACGAGGUUAUAGACUGUUACAUAAAUUUGAUAAAAGCUCAGAAGCAUCUAAAGUGCCGAUCUGGAGGUCGCGUUCACAUAGAAAAUGCUUUCCAGUUCAAUUUCCUGAAGCGAGAUGGUGAUGUUGAAAUUAAAACAGAAGAGCUAUAUCCAAAUAAAGACAUGACACAAAUAUGUAGCGCUGAACGAAGGGUGUUACUUUACUUAGACCAUGACAUGGUGUUUAUUCCGAUAAACAUCCGAGAGACGCACUGGUAUCUUGCCGUGAUCCAUGCAAGAAAUAUGGAGAUACAAGUGCUCGAUUCACUUGGUACUUCACAAGAUCGCAAAGACCUCACUGACUCUAUUAAAGGACUACAAAGACAAAUAGAUAUGAUAUCUCAACGUAAGGAGUUAAAAGACCACAGGUGGCCAGACCUCCAAGUUGCUUCUUGGCCGCUCAGAGAAAUAAACAUGGGAUAUGCAAAGCAGACAGAUAGCUCUUCAUGUGGCCUCUUUCUUUUGAACUAUAUCGAAUACUGGACAGGAGAUGAACUGUCUGACAGUUUUACCCAGGAUGACAUGUCACACUUUAGGAAAAAAAUGGCUGCUAUAUUACUAUCUUCAGACCUGAAUAAGAGAAGGGGGUGUCUGUUAUACAAAAAUGAAAAAGAAGUUGACUCUGGAAGCCCAUCUGAUGUUGAGAUAUUAGAAAACCCAACAGAUUCUAAUAAGAGGAAACUACUCCACGUGCUGGAUGAUAGCGAAGUAGUGUUUGAAGAUGAGGAAGGCCCUAUUACUCAAGCAGACUUGCAAAGGUGGUUUGUUGAUGAUUGGGAUAAAAGAGCUCAUGUAAAAGUCUCUAACGAUGGUUGCACCAAUGACUUUUUAAUGGUUGGUCUUUCCACAAAGGACAUGCCAGUGACUAAAGCCGAUUCAAUAGAUGUUUUAUGUGAUUAUAUCAUGGCAAUAGAAGACGAUACGACACUAGAGAGAACAUGGGUGCGAAGUUUCAAUCCUUUUAAGAUAGAAAUAUCUGUCAAAGACCUGCAAAACAUAUUAACGACAACUCAAGAUAUGAUUCUAAGAUGUUUUGAUAUGGCUGUUCGGCUGCUUGCCAAUAAAGAGUCACGUAGACCGAAAGAAGAAAUCAUAAAUAAUAGAAAGCAUUAUAUGGACAUGCGUUUUUGGAGAAUGGUUGGUUUUGGUAAACUUCCAAAGUAUCAUCAGGAUCCUACAACAGAAGAGUUAGCCAAAACACUCGAUUGUUGGCCAUCAAUGAAUUAUUAUAUCACGGGUUGUAGAUAUGUUCUCAUGCCAUGGAAAUUCAAUGGAUGUUACGCCCUUUUCGUAAUAGAUCAUGUUAAAAAGCAUGUGACUUUUAUUGAUUUUACACCGACUCAAGAUUGGUGUAAACACAUGCCAUACAAGAGGUUCGCGGAAGCGAUUAUCAUGGCCUCAAAAAAAUAUAAGAUUGCUUACAGCAAGAAACGUUCUGCAUGGGCGGAGGAUAUCUUUAAGUGGGAACAUACAAUUCAGACUGGUGUUCCAAUUGACUUAAGAGGGUUUAAUACCAGCUACCUCGUUCUACAAGCUAUGGCCAUGUGGGGGAAUGACAGACGACUGAAAUUUGUUGGGGAUGCAAAGACUCUUCGAAGGAACUUUGUGAUUGAUCUGUUAAGUUAUGAGGAUAAUUCGUGCCGAUAUGCCAUCCCUGCAAACAUACAACAGAGACUCAUCGAUAUCGCUAAAAAGGAUUAGCUGAUUAGUUGUCGACAUAUUUGUCUGUAAUUAAAAAUUCUAAAUUAACUUUUUAGAAUUAAUUUGUGUGAUAUUGAUAAUGUUUUCCACGUAUAUUUUGCAUAUUAUA
Messenger RNA from Zea mays, 3057 nucleotides. RefSeq lists its product as uncharacterized. Gene Ontology annotation, biological process: proteolysis; protein desumoylation. NCBI's taxonomy places the organism in Eukaryota, Viridiplantae, Streptophyta, Magnoliopsida, Poales, Poaceae. The record is from RefSeq and is a predicted model, not a curated record. The coding region runs from base 987 to 2948 and encodes 653 amino acids. Gene Ontology annotation, molecular function: deSUMOylase activity. Gene Ontology annotation, cellular component: nucleus. The transcript is spliced from 16 exons.